This is a messenger RNA of Oldenlandia corymbosa var. corymbosa, 1746 nucleotides long. The record is from the annotation of a GenBank genome assembly. Lineage: Eukaryota; Viridiplantae; Streptophyta; Magnoliopsida; Gentianales; Rubiaceae.
AUGGGGAAUUGCUUCUCCGACUUGGCCGGCGGGCGGUCAGCUGUCGGCGGCACUGCUUCAUUUCAAGCUAAUCACUCCAACGCUCCCAACGAUGCGGUCGAUGCUUUUCUUAAAUCUCGCGGCCACCACGGUUUAUAUUCUCAGAUCGAGUUAUCUCUUUCUGCUACAAACUUACGUGACAGAGAUGUGCUAUCAAAGAGUGAUCCUAUGGCUGUAAUUUAUACCAAAAAAAUAGAUGGCUCGCUUCAAGAGAUUGGUCGCACAGAAGUCAUUUUGAAUUCUUUAAGUCCCAAGUGGAUUAAAAAGUUCAACGUUACGUAUCAGUUUGAGAUGGUGCAGCAUUUAGUUUUUCAUGUGUAUGAUGUUGAUAGUCAGUUUCACAAUGUGGAAGUCAAGAUGCUUAAGCUAGAUGAGCAGCAGUUCUUGGGUGAGGCUUGUUGCACAUUAUCGGAGAUUGUCACCAGAUCAAAUAAAGCGUUGAAUUUGAAUCUCACAUACACACAAGAAGCUUCAGGUUCAGCCGUUCCUAGUAAGCUUGGUCAGCUCACAGUUUAUGGUGAAGAAAGUUUUACGUCAAAGACUACUACUGAAUUGGUACUGAGAUGUACAGAUUUGGAAUCGAAAGAUUUGUUUUCAAAAAGUGACCCUUUCCUGGUGAUUUCAAAAACUACAGAAAGUGGAUUAACUGUUCCAAUCUGCAAAACUGAAGUUCUUAAAAAUGAUCAUACUCCUAGAUGGAAGCCAGUUUUGCUUAGUAUUCAACAAGCUGGAAGCAAGGACAGCCCACUGAUCAUAGAGUGUUUUAACUUCAAUGGUAAUGGAAAGCAUGAUUUACUUGGAAAGGUUCAGAAAUCUUUAGCAGAAAUGGAAAAGUUGCAUGCUUCUGGGACGGGGGCAAAUUUCUUCAUUCCUACAGGUGUCAGCCAAAAUCAUCCCAACAAAGUUUUAAAGAGCCAAAUCUUUGUUGACAAAUUUUCUGAGAAGAUUAAUCAUACAUUUCUUGAUUACCUAGCUGGUGGCUAUGAACUGAACUUCAUGGUGGCGGUAGAUUUCACGGCUUCAAACGGGAAUCCUCGCCUACCUGAUUCUCUUCAUUAUAUUGAUCCGUCUGGAAGGCCUAAUGCAUAUCAGAGGGCGAUCUCAGAGGUUGGAGAAGUACUGCAAUUCUAUGACUCGGACAAACGCUUUCCUGCUUGGGGCUUUGGUGCUCGGCCUAUUGAUGGUCCAGUCUCUCAUUGCUUUAACUUAAAUGGGAGCAAUAACUACAGUGAGGUUGAAGGAGUUCAAGGAAUUCUGGUGGCUUAUGUGAGUGCACUAUACAAUGUUUCCCUUGCUGGGCCAACUUUAUUUGGGCCUAUCGUUACUGCUGCUGCACAGAUUGCUAGUCAAGCUGUUGCGAAUGAUCAACGGAAGUACUUUGUGUUGUUGAUUAUUACGGAUGGAGUAAUUACUGAUCUUCAAGAAACGAAAGAUGCUUUUGUUAAGGCUUCUGAUCUUCCAUUGUCCAUCCUUAUUGUUGGUGUUGGAGGAGCUGAUUUCAAAGAAAUGGAGGUUUUGGAUGGAGAUAAAGAAAGACUUGAAAGUUCAACAGGCCGAGUUGCGUCUCGUGAUAUUGUGCAAUUUGUUCCAUUCCGCGAUGUACAGAGCGGGCAGAUAUCUGUCGUUCAAUCACUUCUAGCUGAAUUACCUUCUCAGUUUUUGACAUAUGUGCGAGCCAGAAACAUACUUCCCCAGCCUGUUAGCUGA